Penicillium pulvis is the source of this 237-nucleotide messenger RNA. RefSeq lists its product as uncharacterized. Lineage: Eukaryota; Fungi; Ascomycota; Eurotiomycetes; Eurotiales; Aspergillaceae. The transcript has a single exon. Bases 1 to 237 code for a protein of 78 amino acids. The record is from RefSeq and is a predicted model, not a curated record.
AUGGCAUGUGAUGUUUCCGCUCAGGCUCCAAGGAAACAGCCAAACGCGAAGACGCGACCUUCAUUCGAUGAGAAUCUGCGUCAACUCCUGCUUGGCUUGAAGAGACUUGUAUGCCCCAUGGGACUGGCUAGCUAUGUCUGCAACGCUUCGCAAAGUAGAGACAACAUCAAGGAUUUUGUCUUCGGCUUUGAUCCUGUAGUCGGUUACCGCCAAAGGACCAUCUGGGUGGAUGUCUAA